AAGGCUGAGGUGCCAACCAUAAGGGAAAACUGAUAACUACUUCCUCGUGAAUAUAAUCGCGAUAUCGCACGUUAAACAUAUGAACACUUCUCUGUUUACUGCCAUGCCAGAUAGGCUGUAACUCUGAUACCAUCAUCAUCCUACUCAUCAUCAUCUUCACCUAUAUCUACGUCUCUCACCGACCUAUUCAACAAGCAAUCUUGAUUCUUGAAGUUGAAAUUGACCUUUUUGGCUCUUCGAUCUCGGCUGGGAGCUCAAGAAUUGCAGAAAGGGGCAAAGGGCAAGAAUGAGUUUCCGGGAAGAGAGUGAUGAUGGGAGAGGGGAUCUGAGGAAGCCAUUUCUGCACACUGGGAGCUGGUACCGUAUGGGCUCCAGGCAAUCAAGUUUGAUGAGUUCUUCUCAGGUCAUCAGAGACAGUUCUGUCUCAGUUCUUGCUUGUGUUCUCAUCGUUGCUUUGGGUCCUAUCCAGUUUGGUUUCACAGCUGGAUACUCAUCCCCUACACAAGGUGCAAUUACUGAAGAUCUCAAGCUUAGUGUAUCUGAGUUCUCUUUGUUCGGUUCUUUAUCAAAUGUGGGCGCUAUGGUUGGGGCAAUUGCUAGUGGUCAGAUUGCGGAGUACAUUGGCCGAAAAGGGUCUCUAAUGAUAGCUGCUAUUCCCAAUAUCAUUGGUUGGCUUUCCAUCUCGUUUGCCAAAGAUCCGUCUUUCCUAUACAUGGGAAGAUUGUUGGAAGGCUUUGGUGUCGGAAUAAUCUCUUACACGGUACCAGUGUACAUUGCUGAAAUAGCACCUCAAAAUUUGAGAGGGGGGCUCGGUUCAGUAAAUCAGUUAGCUGUUACUAUCGGGAUUAUGCUGUCAUAUUUGUUGGGACUAUUUGUCAACUGGAGACUGCUUGCUGUUAUCGGGAUAUUGCCUUGUCUCGUGUUGAUACCGGGACUGUUUUUUAUUCCGGAAUCUCCUCGAUGGUUGGCAAAAAUGGGGUUAACAGAAGAUUUUGAAACCUCUUUGCAAGUUCUUCGAGGUUUUGAUGCUGACAUUACUGUUGAAGUAAACGAAAUUAAGAGGUCUCUUGCAUCGUCAUCAAGCAGAAGAACAGCCGUACGUUUUGCAGAUCUUAAACAGAGAAGAUAUUGGUUGCCUCUGAUGAUCGGGAUUGGACUACUCUGUCUGCAGCAGCUAAGUGGAACCAAUGGCGUUAUAUUCUAUUCUAGCAAUAUUUUUCAGUCAGCUGGAAUUUCUUCGAGCAAUGCUGCAACAUGUGGUGUUGGUGCUAUCCAGGUUAUCGCAACUGCAAUUGCUACAUGGCUUGUGGACAAAACGGGGCGUAGGAUUUUACUUAUUGUCUCAUCCACCGGAAUGGCUGUUAGUCUCCUACUCAUUUCCGUUUCCUUCUUUCUGAAGGGUUUUGUAUCAGAAGACUCUUCUUUCUAUAGCAUUUUGGGGAUAUUAUCUGUUGUUGGCGUUAUGUGCAUGAUUGUUUGCUUUUCGCUUGGAAUGGGACCCAUACCAUGGCUUAUCAUGUCUGAGAUUCUCCCGAUCAAAAUCAAAGGCCUUGCGGGAAGUGUGGCUACAUUGGCCAAUUGGUUCUGCAGUUGGGCCAUUACAGCGACUGCACCUCUGUUGUUGGAUUGGAGCAGCGGAGGGACAUUCAUCGGGUACAUGCUUAUGAGCGCGUUCACAGUGGUGUUCGUGUCCAUCUGGGUGCCAGAGACGAAAGGCAAAACUCUCGAGGAAAUACAGUUCUCGUUUAGAUAGGUAGUUCCCGGAUUCUUGUUGUUCUUUAUCGUCCGUUGUAUUGGUCAGUCUGUGUGUCCCAUUUUGAACAAGGGCAUCAACAUUGCAUAGCUACAGAUGUUGGAUGUUGUACUAGAUUGGUUUUGUUUUUUUUUUUUUUUUUUUUUUUUUUUACCGUUAUUGUGUUCCAUUUUUUGGGUAAUUCUUCACAUGUAUAGAUGCUAUAGAGACAGCAUCGAGUUCUUUGGGGCUUUAUUCUUGUGUUAUUAAAAGUUUAUUCUCCAGUAGUCAUCAA
Ipomoea triloba (trilobed morning glory) is the source of this 2027-nucleotide messenger RNA. RefSeq names its product sugar transporter ERD6-like 6. Gene Ontology annotation, cellular component: membrane. Gene Ontology annotation, biological process: carbohydrate transport; transmembrane transport. The transcript is spliced from 18 exons. NCBI's taxonomy places the organism in Eukaryota, Viridiplantae, Streptophyta, Magnoliopsida, Solanales, Convolvulaceae. The coding region runs from base 287 to 1753 and encodes 488 amino acids. Gene Ontology annotation, molecular function: sugar transmembrane transporter activity. The record is from RefSeq and is a predicted model, not a curated record.